AUGAUGACUUCUACGGGAAUGGGUGCAAUUCAAUGGGGAAUUCGAACAAAACGUAUACGAAAACCGUUCACAUUUUCUGGGGCUAGUCAAUAUACAGUGUGGAAACACGCACACCCUGUAUCGAUCCAGGCGCACCGCCAACACGAGACCCUCGGGGUUGGCGUGACUGCGACUCUGCUUCAUCACCUCAACAUCGUCUUAGUUGCUAUGGAUACCACUGACAGCCACGAGCGCGACAUUGAUGUGGAACCAAUGCUGAAGAGGCAAAGAGAAGAUUCUUCUCAAAAGACGGACACGCAGGAUGAUACUGCUGGACAACCAGAUUCGCCUGAAGCACGAGAUCGAGAGCCUAGCCCUGCAAUGGCGGAAGCUCACAAACGAAUUGAAGAAUUCACACAAAAGGAUCCAUGA
Molecule: messenger RNA, 411 nt
Organism: Closterium sp. Yama58-4
Lineage: Eukaryota; Viridiplantae; Streptophyta; Zygnematophyceae; Desmidiales; Closteriaceae
Source: the annotation of a GenBank genome assembly